This is a messenger RNA of Meyerozyma guilliermondii ATCC 6260, 858 nucleotides long. RefSeq lists its product as uncharacterized. The coding region runs from base 1 to 858 and encodes 285 amino acids. The record is from RefSeq and is a predicted model, not a curated record. NCBI's taxonomy places the organism in Eukaryota, Fungi, Ascomycota, Pichiomycetes, Serinales, Debaryomycetaceae. Gene Ontology annotation, biological process: fatty acid catabolic process. Gene Ontology annotation, molecular function: 2,4-dienoyl-CoA reductase (NADPH) activity. The transcript has a single exon.
AUGUCUUCGAAAGUUAGUACAGAGGUAUGGAAGCCCGACUUGUUCAAGGGAAAGGUAGUGUUUGUCACUGGAGGUGCAGGAUCGAUUUGCAGAGUGCAAACUGAAGCAUUGGUGAUUCUCGGUGCCGAUGCUGCCAUUGUGGGAAGAAACCCAGCCAAGACAGAUGCCGCCGCUGUUGAAAUUGCAAAGCUUCGUCCAGGAGCAAAGGUAAUUCUGUGUUCCAAUACCGACGUGAGAGAUGUGAAGCUGAUUGCCAAAGCGGUUGAAAAAACUGUCAAUGAAUUGGGACGAAUUGAUUUCGUGAUUGCUGGUGCUGCUGGAAAUUUCCUCAGUGAUUUCAAUCACCUUUCGUCAAAUGCAUUCAAGUCAGUGGUGGACAUUGACUUGUUGGGCUCUUACAACACUGUCAAAGCCACUUUUGAGCAGCUCAGAAAGAACAAAGGUGCGGUUAUCUUUGUCAGUGCUACAUUGCACUACUAUGGUAUCCCAUUCCAAGUCCAUGUUGGUGCAGCCAAGGCUGGAGUGGAUGCUCUCUCCAAUGCAUUGGCUGUCGAAUUGGGACCAUUGGGUAUUCGGUGUAACUGUAUUGCUCCAGGAGGCAUUGAUGGUACCGAGGGAAUGCUGAGGUUAUUGAAAGACAAGCAAACGUUUAUCGAUAAGGUUCCACUUCAUAGAAUGGGGACCACGAAAGACAUUGCCGAUACUACAGUUUUCUUGUUUUCACCGGCUGCGUCAUAUAUUACAGGAACCGUUCUGGUUGUGGAUGGUGGUUCUUGGCACUUGGGAAGCAGUCACGGUGGUGAAGGUUACCCUGUUCUUAUCAAACAAAAGAACUCUGAAACAGUAACGAAGCUUUAG